AUGGGGCUCAUUGUGUGGUUCCGACAUGAUGAAGAUGAACAGGCGCCUAGCCCAUGCCCAUUCACCCUUAUGUAUGGCACAACCUUGUGGGAGGUGUUUAGAUGCGACGAUGCAAUCAACGCAUUAUUCAACAACGCCAUGGCCGCAGACAGCCACUUCUUGAUGCAGAUUGACUUGAAGGAGUUCGGCGAGGUCUUCCAUGGGAUAUACUCACUGGUCGACAUCACCAACGGGGUUGGGGGAGCCACCAUGGCCAUUGUGGCGGAGUUUCCAUGUUUUAAGUGUACCAUACUGGACCUCCCUCAUGUUAUCGCCAAGGGUCCUUCCAGUUCUAUUGGCAACGUGUAG
This is a messenger RNA of Miscanthus lutarioriparius, 348 nucleotides long. NCBI's taxonomy places the organism in Eukaryota, Viridiplantae, Streptophyta, Magnoliopsida, Poales, Poaceae. The record is from the annotation of a GenBank genome assembly.